Messenger RNA from Parathielavia appendiculata, 998 nucleotides. RefSeq lists its product as uncharacterized. Gene Ontology annotation, molecular function: zinc ion binding. The coding region runs from base 259 to 921 and encodes 220 amino acids. The transcript has a single exon. Lineage: Eukaryota; Fungi; Ascomycota; Sordariomycetes; Sordariales; Chaetomiaceae. The record is from RefSeq and is a predicted model, not a curated record.
UUCCAAUUUGUCUGCUGACGGAUUUGGAAUCAUAUCCAAAUAGCUAUUCAAGGGGGUACGUCGACAUCGGACACAUCGAUAAAUAAUGAAGCCGAGUAUUUCCUAGAAACAGCAUUGAACUAGUUGGAGGAUUACCUGGACACUAGCUUCAAUGCUAUUCUCGACUCUUGACGGCCAUGAUUCGCUGCGAGUUUCCGCUCGCCCACGAAUAUCUGAUCGAGAACUGUCACGGCGUUUUCGCGCGAACAAAAAAGCAUAAUGCAGCCGCGGCAGCGCAUUCUAUUCGCAUCUCGGUACCCGACGAUCAAUGACAACGCCUUCUUUUCUGUCGCUCGAGGCAACCAAGAUGGCUGUGGCCGCCUCUCGUCGCCGCUUGAUUGUUGUUGGGCCAUGACCUCGCCAUUCACGAUUCGCACAACUGCUAGUAGCGCAAAGCCGUCCAUUUCUUGCACCUGUGACGCAGGUCGCCUCUCGGGGUUUGCGUGCCGCGCUGCUGCCGCUGUUACUGGCCGUCGAGCAGGAGCGAGCAGAUGUGACCAGACAUAUUGCAGCGAAUGGGUGUGGCCGGCAUGCUCUUCAAGACCGCACUCGGUCAGCUCCUCUUGGUGCCAGUUCGUGUGGAGGCGGCCUUGGUGGAUCCCCCAGCCUAUCAGGGCCUGGGAGGCCAUCACGGUCGGACGUUCUGCAUCUUGCCCCCAUCCCCGUUGGGCAGCAGGCGGCAUGCACCGCGCCCACUGUGAACGGCAAAAAGCCCAGUUGGGCGCGCGACCCCCAGAUCACGGCUUUCUCAACUUGAUUGGACCCUUUACAAUACAUCGACUCGCGGUUACGAAGAGCCAGAGCGUGCAGGCAACGGCUAGUUCAGCCUCUAGUUCAUGUGUGCGAGUUGUAGCCUGGGAACAGGCGCAACACGACGGAUGAGAGAUACCUGAGUUCCGCUCCCUUGAAGUGACCUGUUUCCCACUCUCUUCCGUCAAGGACCACAUGAAUGGGGAGGA